Oryzias latipes (Japanese medaka) is the source of this 2623-nucleotide messenger RNA. It is a transcript of the gene dedd2, whose product is annotated as death effector domain-containing 1. NCBI's taxonomy places the organism in Eukaryota, Metazoa, Chordata, Actinopteri, Beloniformes, Adrianichthyidae. Gene Ontology annotation, cellular component: nucleolus. The record is from RefSeq and is a predicted model, not a curated record. Gene Ontology annotation, molecular function: protein binding; DNA binding. Gene Ontology annotation, biological process: extrinsic apoptotic signaling pathway via death domain receptors; apoptotic process; regulation of apoptotic process.
CGACUCACGUCUAGCCACUGUCACGUCGCACGUUGCAUUGUGGAAGUUGCUAGAUCAUCCAGCGUCAGGCAAGCUAUCGCGGCUGAAAGUUUUAUUUGAGUGGGAAACUUGGAAAAAAGGGGUAAACCAUGGCUUCAAUGAAUUAUCCUGAAUGCACACUGAAGAAUUCCUUAUACUGGGAUGAAGCAGAGUGCCUUAACUACUAUGGGAUGAUGUCUCUUCAUGAGAUGUUUGAAAUAGUCGGAGCUCAGCUGACAGAGACCGACAUUGAAGUGCUCUACUUUCUAUUGAAUGAAACCUACUCAGCCAAACACCCCCUAGAUCCGGAAGGCUGGACAGUUAAACCCUCAGAGGACAGUCCAGAGGACCCGGGUGCCAGCCCAAGUCCACAGCUGUUAAAAGCGUGGAGGCGGUUGAAGCCGAAAGAAUCGCAGCAGCCUUUAGUGGACUCAAAGCCCAAGAGUGGCCUUGAGCUGCUGCUGGAGCUGGAGAGGAGGGGACACCUCGGUGACGGGAACCUGGAACCUCUGCUGCAGCUGCUGAGAGUCCUCACCCGCCAUGACCUGCUGCCUUUAGUGUCUCAUAAAAGGAGGCGAACAGCUUCUCCAGAAAGAAUUGGAAGCAGAUAUGAAUUAGACAGCGCAGAGUUGAUCUCUGGGUUACAUCACACUUGCCAGCAGACGGAGAUGCCACUCCCAUCUUUCACACAGCAAUUAAACACAGAUAUUCACUCUCCUGUGGCAGAGUCAUCUACUAGGAGACGAAGGAGGAAGAGGGGGAAUGGCUGGAGCCGUAAGUCCAAGAAAACAAGCCGACAGGUCCAGCCUCUGCCUCCGCCACCAGCACCACAAAAAGUGUCAUGUGAUAUCCGCCUGCGUGUCCGGGCAGAGUACCUGGAGCACGAGUCAGCACUGCGGGAUGGGGUCUCCUCUAACAAGCGUCAGCCACUGGAGCGGCAGUUUGACUUGUUCAGCCGGGCCAACUCGCUGCUGCGGGCCAGAGACCUCGGCUCCAUUGUGUGCGACAUCAAGUUCACGGAGCUGGACAACCUGGAGGCUUUCUGGGCAGACUACCUGAGCGGAGCUCUGUUGGAGGCCCUGAAGGGCGUUUUCAUCACAGACUCCCUGAGGAUGGCCGCAGGUUCUGAAGGCGUCCGACUUUUGAUCAGCGUAGACCAAGACGACUAUGAGGAAGGUCGAAGGCUGCUGAGAGCCAAGAAAAUGAUGUCAUAUGGAAACGGUGGGCGCACUGACACUCAGUAAACUUUACAAACAAAGACUCUUUAUGUUGUAAUGUAUUAACUUUGAAGGGAAGAUCUGCAUGGGCUGAUGGACUGGAAACGUUUUUAAGGCCUUUUUUUGUUGUCGCAAUCUACAUAAAAACCACUAGAUGGCAGAAUUUAUCAUUGGUUUUGUGUUAAUGGAUGCUCAAAUGUGUAAUAACUGGUCUAACCUGGAGCAUUGUUUGAAAAUGAAGGGAGCUUUCAAGUCACUGUUUUCCAUUUGAAUUUCUACACAAGUGUGUGACGAACACUGUAAAGGAACAAUCUUUUUCUUUCAUCCAAUGACAACAAGAGCAAGUUAGGCUAUGGACUGGUGUCUAGAUCGGAACUGGGCAUUACCGUACUCUCAUCUCAGCCUGUGCGCAUGCGGAAGGGCUCUCAUCGGUGUGACAGUUUCUUCUCAUUUGAGCACAGACACUGGGUUUGAUGUUUAAACACAAACUGGCUGUUGACAGUUAAAGCUUAAUCUGCUGCUGGAUCACGUGAGAAUGAUUUCAUCUUAAAAAGAAAGCUUCUUUUAAGAGGAACUAUAAGAAAGUAAAGUUAGUGAUUGAUUAAAGAAUGAUAAAUUUGAGUCCACAAGGGGGGAAAGUGUGCCUCGUUCACCGCACUUCUGAGCACAACUUUGUAGAGCUUAGUUCACACGCCUUGAUAACUUAACGGCUCUGUGCAGCACCAGAACCCAACUUGUUAUUGCCGCAGUAGGUGGAUUGGUGGUCGCCUCUUGAUGACAGCAGUGAUUAGGAGUAAGUCUCAGCAGACCAUGGAAGAUUCAUCAUCACAAAGUCUGACAAGAGCAGGCCAGACAAUGCGAUGGUGGCUUGUGUCUGGGAUUCCAACUAGGCCUCAGCAAGUACUUCUCUCAGCAAGUGAAGCGCAGGACGGUGCGCCGGUCAAUAGAAGUGAUGUUGGAGAGAUCAAAAUCAAAAGUGCACAUCCCAGUUCCACUCAGCCCUGCGAUGUUGGCCCAGUAGAGUGGCUCAUGGACAGCUGCUACUCACCCUGCUGGAACUAAUGCCCGGACUUCACUCUUGGAAGACGAUCAAUAAGGCCCCUCACUCUUAAGUCCCCUCAUACUGGCACGACUUAAGCAGGCAGACUGUCUGAAGUGAAGUCUGCAGGGCCGAGACGAGGAAAAACACAAUAGUAAUAUUUUCAUGACUAUUGUAUAUAUAUAUUUUUUUUGUUAAAAAACAAAGAUUUAAGUUAUGUUUCACAAAUUCAGGGGACCAUUGUUUAAAACAGCAUUUGGGUUUGAAAGGGUAAAUCAUUUUUGUGUAAAUUUUUUAUUUAUACAUAAACAUUUCUGGUGAAUAAUAAAGAAUUUGAUGGAUAAAAUUA